AUGUUGUUGGUUGGCUUGGCUGGUUGUGUUGUUGCCUUGUUGCCUGGUUGGCUGGCUGGUUGUGAGCCUUCUUGUGAGCCUGCUUACAUCAUAAUUAUGCAGGCAGACUGGGAUACUUCCAAAGUCCGAGAGAAAUCGGUAAAGUGUUAUAUGCAUCAAUUACUGUCUAGACUACAGCACUGUCAUGAGAGGGGAGUCUUACAUCGAGACAUUAAGGGGUCUAAUCUAUUGAUAGAUAGACAUGGAAUGUUGAAAAUAGGCGAUUUUGGCCUCGCCAAUUAUUUUGAUCCUGAUAAAAAGCGGCCUCUAACAAGUAGAGUUGUGACCCUCUGGUACAGGGCACCUGAACUUUUACUAGGUACCACAGAUUAUGGAAUUGGAAUUGAUCUUUGGAGUGCAGGGUGCCUCUUGGCUGAAAUGUUUAUUGGGCGACCAAUUAUGCCUGGCAGGACUGAGGUCGAACAACUACAUAGAAUAUUUAAGCAGUGUGGAUCCUCGCCAGAGGACUACUGGAGAAAAUUGAAGCUAUCGACAAACGUUCGGCCUCCACAUCUUUACAAACCAAGCAUUUUUUGA
Molecule: messenger RNA, 576 nt
Organism: Asparagus officinalis (garden asparagus)
Lineage: Eukaryota; Viridiplantae; Streptophyta; Magnoliopsida; Asparagales; Asparagaceae
Product: probable serine/threonine-protein kinase At1g54610
Exons: 4
Coding region: 1-576 (191 amino acids)
Biological process (GO): protein phosphorylation; positive regulation of transcription elongation by RNA polymerase II
Cellular component (GO): cyclin-dependent protein kinase holoenzyme complex; nucleus
Molecular function (GO): cyclin-dependent protein serine/threonine kinase activity; RNA polymerase II CTD heptapeptide repeat kinase activity; ATP binding
Source: RefSeq, a predicted model, not a curated record